Molecule: messenger RNA, 576 nt
Organism: Batrachochytrium dendrobatidis JAM81
Lineage: Eukaryota; Fungi; Chytridiomycota; Chytridiomycetes; Rhizophydiales
Exons: 1
Coding region: 1-576 (191 amino acids)
Source: RefSeq, a predicted model, not a curated record
AUGAAAUUUAUCGAUAUCGUACUUGCAUUGACCAUGUCCGUGACUGUCAGUGCAGCAGUGAUUGCAUCCGAGUCGACAACUCAAUCACUGCAUCUAUCAAAACGUAGUCCUGGCAAAGGCAUAAAACUACCGUUUCAAAAUAAUGGAUUCGACGCGAAAAGGCUUACUGGCAAUGGCGAUGACGAUGAGGAUGACAGCCCAGAACACGAAACGGACGAGGUUCAAAGUCAGUAUCUUCAGCUCAGGCAAAAGUAUGAAAAAUAUAAACAGCUCGAAAAAAAAUCGCUUUACCAGGCAUUAAAACGUUCUGGUGGUUUAAACCCUGGCGCCACUUGGGUUCAUUUAUCAAAGGAAAAAAUGGAUACUCUAUUACAUAAACCCGACUCUAGCCUGACACAAAAAGAGCGUGUACAAAAAGCCAAACACAAUAGUGAUCUUGCAGCAUAUGGUGGCUAUAUGGAAGCAAAAGAAAAGAAAAAGCAAGCCAAGCGUGAAUUGGAUGAUUUCAAAAAAGGGAGUGGUAUGGGAUCAGGAAGCAGUUUGAAAAAGCUGACAUCAAAGUUUACCAAAAACUAG